Molecule: messenger RNA, 1558 nt
Organism: Cylicocyclus nassatus
Lineage: Eukaryota; Metazoa; Nematoda; Chromadorea; Rhabditida; Strongylidae
Source: the annotation of a GenBank genome assembly
UUCAGAAAAUAUUAUGACAGCCAGAAUGGUUCGCGCUCCAAGGAAACCCCGAGUCAGUAAUGCAAGGUUACGCUAUUACAUGAAAAUCUACCGACUCGCUGCUUCCCCUGAUGAAUCCUGGCUAGCUGCGAGUGACAAUCUUUGCCGCAUAUGCCUGUUCAAGCUGUCCGACUGCCUUUCAUCGAGUGCUUCCGAUGAGAGUCGGCGCCUUUCUCACUUCAUUCAACUACAGGAUGCGGUUUAUGCCAUGAAAACGGUUGAUCAGCUUCUGGUAUGCGGCGAUACGACUGGGCGUGUUUUCGCAUACGAUUGGGCGGAACUUGUGAAGAGGAGCGAAGUUGCACCGAAAACUGUGUUCAACUUUGGAGUUUUUGAUGGCACUCAGCCUGCAGUUGCUGGUCCACAUGAGGUUAAUGGUCUAUUGUAUUGCGCUGAGACGGAACGUCUUUACAUAGGUGGCGCAGCUGAUAAUGCGGUCAGGGAAUACGACAUAAAUGUUCCGAAUAAGUGUAUCCGCUCAUUUGCGGGUCACACAGCGACAGUUUGUGAGCUUGCGUCAGCUUCACACGAACAACUGCUGAGUGCUUCGGCUGAUGGCACAGUCAGAGUUUGGGAUGUCCGGAAGAAAACAGGAGGACAUGUGAUCAAAGUUGCUGACGAGGCAAAGGUGUCAAGACCGACUUUUGGUCGAUGCGUGUCGGCGCUGUCGGUUGACAACAAAUUCAUGGUGUGCGGAGGCGGAGUUAACCUGGGAAUAUGGCAUUUGGGAAUGUACUCUCUCGCUACUCCGAUGGAAGGAGCUAAUGUGCGCCAUCUCACUUGCGAAAUGACUACCGAUAAAAUUUUGACUGGCAGCAUGCACCCGAUCCUAUCGCAAUGGGACCAUUCGGGAAAGAAGCUAUCAGAUGUCGAGGGCCGUCCACAGUCCAUCUACAGUAUCCUGCAGACGAGCGCAGUUUCGUUUACGGCUGGAGAUUCGAGUCUCAUCGAUGUUUAUCUGAAUCUUGGUUACGUUGCGUUUUCAUUGGAUGCAUUGCCUUUGGAAUAAAUUAGUUCCGUUUUCGCAGGGGGGAAAACCACCUGUUGUGACGCGGGCGAGUUUUUUCCUCAGGUUAUGCGAUUCGGGCGUUGGUGAAUUGAAGGUCGCGACAUUUGAAUUUGAAUACAAUUUGGCUAGUAAUCUGUUUCCCAUGCUGAACCUGUUGUCAUGACCGUAUGUCGGAAUAAUAUUUAAUCAGGCGGAGACUACGACCGCUCGCUCGUCCUAUAUCUGUUGUGUUUAGUGAAAAUUCUGCCCCCAUUGUUUAGCCGAGUUGACUCUAUGGUUCAUACCAGUAGCGCAGGCGUCAUUCGAAGACGAGUACGAGUGGUGUACUUGACCGAUUUGCGUGGCUUCUUGAGUAUCCUUGAUUCAUGGUACUUCUUUUUUAUGGUUCCGUUUAGUCUGGAGUUUUUGUGUGUCCAUACCGUACCUCUUCUUGUUUUGUUUUUAGCGUAGGUUAGCUUGUAAAUAUUGUUUUGCUGUUUUCCUACUCAAGCACAAUGGAAAGUGUCAUUA